GCGGUGCUUUUCUUCUUUGGUUGUUGACUUGUGUGAGAAGUAAAAUAUAAAAAAUAAUUCACAAACAAAACAAACACCCAAAAAUUACAGAGUAGAGAUUAAAUAUUUUAGACUGUUUGUAAUCAACAAAAACGAAUAACAGCAACAAAAUAUUGGAUUCAACGCCGCUAACGUUUAUACUUGCAAACAAAGUUGAACAAAGUUAAAAUCAGGCUCCAUGUCAGACUGCAAUAAUGACUGAACCACAGAGAAGUGCGAGGAACUCAACAGAUUUGAAAAAUGAGGAUGGAUAUGAAAUCUCUAUUCCCUUCGAAGAACCUAAUGCAGACGAUUCUGCUUUCUACAACCAGAAUGACCACAUGUUUGACGAAACCGUAUCAGGACAAACCCCUCCCUGCAACCCAUACCUGCUGAUUUCUAACCUUCGUGCCCAGCUGCAGAUUUCUCUGGAGAAGAACUCAUGGCUACAGAAACGAAUAGAGGACCUGGAAGAGGAAAGAGACUUCCUGCGCUGCCAGCUUGACCGCUUCAUUUUCACCACCAAGACUCAGGAGAGGAACGAGCUUCAGCCUGAGGUUUCCCAGCAACCCGUAUCCCAGAAGACCAUCCUACGCAGGGCUGCUACUCCGUCUACACGGCCCAUGAUGACGCGCUCUGGACAAGCGCGCAGCCAGACCCUAAAGCGGAAAAAGAAAAACAGCGUCCAAGAUGAGGAUGAGGAGGAAGUGAUCGAGGAAGAAGAGUAUAUAGAGGAGGAUGGCUACCUCGAAGAGGAGGAGGUCAUUUCCAAUGAUGAUGAGGACUCAGACAGCAAAAGCUGCAAGAGAAGCCGGACUAAAACCAGAUCGAAAGCCGGGCCGACACGAGUCAAAAGAACCCGAGUGUUUCGCAUCGCACGUGGAAUGGAGAGACAAAGAGUGAAAGACCCUGCUGGAGUUCUGUUCCGCUACAAGAAGAUUCUGGUGACAUACCAGAAGCUGAAGAGCAUGUCCAGAGCCUUCCAGGUCCACGGGGUCGACCGCAACACCGUAGCCUCCACCACUCCCAUCGCCGAGCUGCUCCUGGUCGCUCCGGAGAAAGUGGAGGAAGUCGGAGAGUUCGAUUCCGCCAAGGAGAAGCUUUUAGACUACGCCCGGCGCUGCUACAAGGCCCUCGACGAGAUCGCUCAUGCCAAGGUGCAGGCCUUGAAGAAAAACAACCUGCUGCUGCCCAUCUCUUAUAGAUUCAGGAACUGAUGCACUAAAUAAAAAAACGCUGCAAAUGAAAGAAGGGAUGAAGGUCGCCGAUUAAGUCUCGCAGCAUCGAAGUAAAGAACUGCGCUGUUUUUUUUUUUUUUGUCUUUUUUUUUCUACCUCAGCUUUUGGUUAUCAUUUAAACUGAAAAACAUUCCCAAACAGUCAUCGCUGAGGUUGUAAUAAAGGUCCCUCUUGUUUUUAGCGCUUGGGGGGAACUGAAGUCUUCGACUGAGCUCAAAUAUCCGAGUAAGGAGAAGGGGGCGGGGUGGGGAUGGGGGGCAGAGAAGGAACAAAGGGAUGGACCGACUGAAUCUAAGCCUUCAGUUUGAGACGUAACCUCCUGACGAAAAUCACUGUAUUUAAAGAGUGUAUAUUUUUGUACUCAUUUGGGUUUAAAAAAAAAAAAAAAGCAUUCUGGUUGUUUAACACUGUAACGUAGCUUCCUUAAUUACGUGAACGCUCCUGAUUUCCGAUUAUGUAAGAGAUCGAACUGUGCUCUUGUCCUGAGUUUGAAGGCAUGUCAAGGAGAAGAUCUGCAGACUUCAUUACCAGCUUAAUGAGAUUUAUUUGAAGACCCGACAGUUUAGUCUUGUGGGGCUUGAAAUGUUGCUAAACUAUAUAUAUACUGUAACACUCCUUCGGUAGUCAUGUACAGUCUUACACACGUUCCUGUAAACAGCUGAUUAUUUAGAGCUAAGACCAAAGAUGGUAUCGUGCUGUGUAGUUGUGUAGUGAUCCUCAGGGAUGGAGCUCACGCAGUCUGAUCACUAAAACUGUAACUCUUCAUUCUCUGCCUUCUGAUAUGACCGAAGUCUUUAAUACACUGUUCCAAUGCCUGUCAUUAAAGGACGAGCGUUUGGCUCCGUGAUCCCUUUUUUUUUCUUCUUCUUUUUCAGUUAAGUAUCUUUUUGUAAUUCAGGAAGAAUCUGUAUGUUUGUGAUUGUCUUUUAUUUCCUCUCCCCAUUUCUCUAGAGGAGAAUAAACCGUAUGUUCAUUUCA
Molecule: messenger RNA, 2234 nt
Organism: Tachysurus fulvidraco (yellow catfish)
Lineage: Eukaryota; Metazoa; Chordata; Actinopteri; Siluriformes; Bagridae
Gene: ccdc106b
Product: coiled-coil domain containing 106b
Exons: 7
Coding region: 234-1235 (333 amino acids)
Cellular component (GO): nucleoplasm
Source: RefSeq, a predicted model, not a curated record